Molecule: messenger RNA, 858 nt
Organism: Acanthosepion pharaonis
Lineage: Eukaryota; Metazoa; Mollusca; Cephalopoda; Sepiida; Sepiidae
Source: the annotation of a GenBank genome assembly
AUGAGGGCAAGAAGGGCCCGCGAGUCCCAGGAGCAGACUACAAUGCGACUAUCACAGGUCGCUCAACUCAGCGCCCUCACGCAGGCUUCGCAGUCACAAGAGCGUGUCACCUGCUUGGCUGGGAAAGCUGCCUUCGUUGCGAUCAAGGCUCAAGAUUGCACAACGGGCAAUAGAGACACUUUCCUCCGGCGCGCCAGUAAAUCCAGGGACGCUGCUGCAACAGCGACCGCUAGGACUGCUGAGACAAAGCUACGAAGGUCUGUGCGAAAUGCUAGGAAUGCUGCCACCACUGCCAGGUCGAAGGCAGCUGAAACAUUCUACCGCAGACGCGCUCGUCAAUUCAGGGACGCUGGUGCAACAGCUAGGUCGAGGGAGUCCGAGACAGAGCUGCAGCGGGCAACCCGCAAUGCCCGCAACUCUGCAGCGACUUCUGCUGCCAGAAACUCCGAGGGCCCACAGACAAGGGCAGACAGACUUACAAGGGCUGCUAUAAACAUGGCCGCUGUGCGCUUAUCUCAAACUCCCCAGGCUCUCCGCAUAUGCCUCGACGGCGACAUUCAGCACCUUUCGGGUGCCCGUGGUGUUACCUGUCCCCACUACAAUCUACAGGCCGAAACCCGGAUUGGUAUUUUGCCGCCGUCGGGAAGAGUUCCUCGUAGGGAAAUCAUUCUACUACUUCAGGCCAUGCUUCACGAGGUUAACAGCUACAUUCGCAGUUUCAAAUAUGCUUUGGAAAAUGUUCCCAUUCCUUCUUUCAGCAUUGUAAUUGACGCCGAAAAACGGCUUCAUGAUGAACACGAACGCCGCUACAAUUCUCCUCCGUGCAACGAAGUGGCCAGUAUUAUACAUGGGGAGUAA